Eriocheir sinensis (Chinese mitten crab) is the source of this 8511-nucleotide messenger RNA. RefSeq lists its product as uncharacterized. Gene Ontology annotation, cellular component: nucleus; cytoplasm. The coding region runs from base 154 to 7350 and encodes 2398 amino acids. The record is from RefSeq and is a predicted model, not a curated record. The transcript has 15 exons. NCBI's taxonomy places the organism in Eukaryota, Metazoa, Arthropoda, Malacostraca, Decapoda, Varunidae.
GUGGUGGUAGGCCUGCGCGGUGGAGCCCCUGAGCAGCCUCGGAGUGGCCGCGUCCAGUAAUUUCUCACGUUGUUUUUACGCGGAAUUACCCCGCCGCGGGUCAUCAGGGCGGGCCGACGUGCACUUUACCGACACUAGACAAUAUUCACAACCAUGGAGACGCAGGGUGACGCACAUAAGCCCGGGAAAAGCGAGCCCAGGGUGUAUGGCCGCGCUGAACCCCUCGCCAUUGGAACCCAGGAAUGCGAGGAGCCAAGUUUUAGUGCCUCCGAGGGCCGCGUGGAGGCUCCUGACCCGUCUGACAUGAUCCCUGGCAGCAAAAAACAUGAUCCGCAGGUGAAUGGUGAAGUGGUGGUGAACGGCGUGGGUGGUGAAGGGGAAGCAUGCCCAGUGAGGUCCCCCUUGAAGGCAUCCAGUGAGGUCAUCCCCGAAGUCAUGUCGAGGGAGAAGAACGAAGAGGAGGGGAAUUUUGAGGUGUCAGAACUGCUAGCAAAACAGAAAGAUGAAGAGGAGGUGAACUUCGAGGUGUCAGAUCUGUUAGCAAGACAGGGAGAUGAAAAGGUGUCAGAACUGCUUGGAAGACAGAAGGUUGAAGAGGAGGCCAACUUCGAGGUGUCAGAACUUCAAGACGAGGCGAACUUCGAGGUGUCAGAACUGCUAGCAAGACAGAAAGAUGAAGAGGAGGCAAACUUCGAGGUGUCCGAGCUGCUUGCAAGACAGAAGGACGAGGAGGAGACCAACUUCGAGGUGUCCGAGCUCAUCAAGGAAAUUCUCAAUCAGUCCUCGUACCUGGAUGAGGGUUUAAAUGGCCAUGACUUCGUGACCGGACUUGACGGCGAGCUGGAGGGUCAGGUCGUGCCCAUGUACCUUGAAGGGAGUGAGGCUCGUAGCUCCACGCCGGACUCAGACUCCAACAUGCGGACAGCCAGCGAGGGCUCGUCCACCCCCACCAGCCAGCUCUCGGUCCCCUCCAGCACGUCCUCGGAUAACCCGGAGCUGAGGAUCGCAGAGAAGGAUGCGACAGAGGAUGCGAAGGAUAGCGGACUGGGGUGCCGGUCAGAGGAGAGCCAUGAGGAGCUGUCGCAGCACACUGGGGAGGCGAGCGAGGAGAAUGACGUCAGUUUGAGUGUUUCUGCGCCGAUGACGGAAAACGGGGAAGCGCUGCAGGAUGGCGAGAAGAGCAAUGUGGUGUCCUUGGGUAUCAGUGAGGGUGGGGACCAGGGGCGGCAGGGUCCAGAGGGGGGUGAGGCGCUCUCCCCCACCCGUCACAUGGAGGAGACGCAGCCGCCUACACAAGAUAAUUUUGACACAUCAUUGACGCAGAACGACAAAGUUAUUGAGACAAGUAGAAUAGACACUCCCGGAGCACAAGACACUCCCACAAGCCCUGACGAGACUGCCAAGGAGGAGGAGGUGGUGUCAUAUGAGGCCGGCAUAGGUGUGAAUGCUGCCGAUGCUGACGACGAGGCGGAAAGGGUCAGCAUGAUGGCCCGUGCCCUCGAGAACCUGAUCCUGAGCGCUGUUGAAGCGGACCGAGAGAGGCAGGCGGAGGUGGCAUCAUCAGAUUCCUCCCGCACACCAGAGCAGCUAGAACAGACUGAAUUGCCGGCAGGAGCUUCUGAAGUUGUUGCUGUAGAAGAGAAAGCCACCCCAGAGGAAGAGCAAUCACCCGCCUCCCCUGCAGAGGACGCCAAGACAGAAAUACAACCUGAGGGCGCUGAGAACAUGAGCCUAAGGGAGGAGGCAGUGGAGGAAGGGCAGGGACAGGAGGCCGGCGCUGGAGACAGGGAGUGGCCGGAGGUGUUGGGCAUGGAGGCAGGCCGGGAGAGGCUGCAGGUGGCAGGCCAGGAGCAGGAGAAGGCCACUGAUGUCCCUGCCUCCGUGGCUAGCAGCGAGUGUGUCUGCAAAAGGCUGCAGGGUGUUGAGGAGGGGGCCAACGUGAUGGUGGGGGUGUGGGCUGAGCUGAGGUCUUCCCUGCGGCAGCUCCACCGCUCUCUCAUCCCACAGGCGGCCCAGGGCUCCUCCAUGCGCUCCCGGCCCUCCCUCACACGCAUCAAGGCCCUCGCCAAUAUGUUGGUUAGCCACGAUGCACACCAGCUGUACCUGCGCCUCAGUCACCUGGCCCACGAGCUGUGCAUCGAGCUGAAGGUGCGACUCCUGGCCACCAUCCACGACGCCCCCACACCUGUCCAGGCCGCGGGGUUCAUUCAGGGUGUGUGUGACUCGUACCAGUGGGUGAUGGGGGUGUGCGAGGCGCUGCACCCCGCCCUGGAGCGCCUGGACUCGGAGCACCUCAGCCGCUUCAAGCUCAACUGGGUGACCGUCAACAUGCACAUCUUCCACUCCACCAUCCUCACCGACCCGGAUGUGCUCGACUAUGCCCAUGUGUGCCGCCAGAAGCUGAGUGAGUCCAACGAGGGGGAGGAUGUGCUGGGCUGCUGGGCGUCACUGCACCGUACGCUCACAGUGGCCGAGGCGGUGUGGGUGCGCGCUGACACUCUCCUCCAGGACUACGCGGUGGAGCGGGCGGCACUCAGCACCCGCAGGAGGCAGCUGCUGGCCGACUGGGAGCACUUCAAGGCACAGCAGAGGAGUCAGCACCACCAGAAGGCCGAGGUGCAGAACGUUGCUGUCACGUCUGCUGCAGAGGAUGGAGUACCCCAGUGCCCCUGUGAGGACUGUGGGGUGGGCAGGGGCAGAGGCAGGGACUUGCAGGGACCCUUGGGCGUGCUGAGAGGACCCGCCCCUGCCCUGACAGACCCCCGCCCCCCCUCCAGCUGCGAGUGCCAUUUCUGCAACGCAUCAACGGCCGCCGCUACACAAGAGGAGCCAGUCCUUCCCCAGCCCUCCGGGAGCUCCCUGCCGCCCCUGGCCCAGCCGCAGCUCUCCCUCUACCCCCACAUCCACAACACCCCCCCCGGCAGUGACAUUGUCGGGGGAGGAGGCCAGUCGAGGGAGGAUCUAGGGCCCCUCCCCCCUGCCCCCACCACCAAGCCCCCCAUCACAACCAACCCUUAUGUGGGGAGUGACCUUUUGACGGAGCAGCUGAUGCGGGAGUGGGAGCUGGUCUACGGGGACACCCUCUCCCCCCCUGGCUCCCACCCCAUCCUGCCCCCACCUGAGGCUGUCCUCCCACGCUAUGAGGGUGACCCAUCAAGCCUCGUGAGCGGUGUUGAAACCCUGCGGAUCAGCACCAACCGCCCUCUCUACACUCGCACCAUGGUGGACCCCGCCCUGCCCUACGUGCCCGACACCCACGCCACCGCCCGCGCCCACACCACCGUCCUGCCCAGCUCCUCUGCCACCCCUGCCCCGGCCCCAUGCCAGGCCGGCGGAGCAAAGGACCCGCCCCACAGUGCCCCGCCAGGCUGUGAGGGCGGAGGGCCUGUGGUGGGAGAGGGUGUGGGUGGAUGUGGUGGUGGUGGUGGUAGGUGUUGUUCCUCUGGCAGUGGCACCAACACCACCAGCGUCAUCACCCACACCAGGGCACACCACCCGCACACCACGGGACCUGGCCACAAGGGUAAAUGUUUGAAUGGCUUGGGGGAGCGCGGGGAAAGAGCCGUCAGCAGGGAAAGUGGUUGUGAGAGUGACUCAAGCGGUGGAGAGGAGUGGAGCAGCGGGGACGAGAGUGACUCCUCCACCACUGUCUCCUCCACGCACCAGGACCCACACUGCGACUGCUGCUACUGCCACAUGCUCCACCACAAGCAGGGUGGUGGGCGGCAGAAAUACAGUGACAGGCGGGACAGGCUGCUGCAGAUACUCUCACGCAAGAAGAAGGCGCGCAGCUGCUCCGCCAUCUCGUCCUCAGGGAGCUCCAUCAACACCAACGCUUCGGCACCCCAGGGGCCCGCCAGCAACCCCCCGUGUAGUGGGCGGGGCCGUGAGCCUCCCCUGGGCGGCCAGAACAUCGACAAGAUCAUGGACUUCAUCGAGGGGAACCAGCUGGAUGAGGCGAAGCAUGCUAAAAAGGCCGCUAAGAAGGCUCGGCAGAAACAGAAAAAGAUGGCUAUUAGAAGAGAGGAGGAAGAGGAGGAGGAGGAGGAGGAGGAAGAGGAAGAAGAAGAGGACGAGGAUGAGGAUGAGGACGAGUACAACAGGCGGAACAGCUGUGAUGACGCCCAGGACGAUGUGGAGGAGGACGGGCCGCUGGCGGAGCUGAGGCGGCGCGCUCCGGACGUGACGAUAACGGUGGUGAGGCCGGGGCAGCAGGCAACCCGACCACCGCCUCCACCACAGAAUUGCUCCCAGAGGCCCCGGGACCCCUCUCCCUCCCUCAUGGACAGGUGCAAGCCGCCGCCCGCCAAGCUCAUCCCCUCCCUGAGCCAGCCGCCGCCAGAGCCCAGCCCGGCAGCACACACUGGUUCCCGCACCAUCCUACACCCUUACAGACAGUCACAACCCAGCCGCCAGCCGCCACACCAGCCACCCCAAGGCAGACACCCGCCGAGCAUCUCGCCGCAGCUCAGCGCAGCCACCGCCAGCACGCCCAGCCCCCAGGAGCCGCCGAGCAAGCCUGGGGCGGCGGCUGGGGGCGUGAGCAGCCUGAGCAACAUCCUGAAGGGCAUGGACACGGCAGCCAAGGAGAAGGACAAGGGCUCGCAGAUGGUGACGAUCCGCCGCGUGAUGGACCCCAACAACGCCGAGCCCACCGUCACCAUCACGCUGAAGGGAGACCAGCCGGAGAAGGACAAGGUGCUCUUCAAGCUGGUCAACGGGCAGGCUGUGUCGGGCAAUGGCGGCCGUGGAGGUCAAGGAGGCAAGAAAGGUGGCGGUGGAACAGGAGGCUCUGUCAGUGGAGGUGGUGGUGGUGGUGGUGGUGGUGGUGGGGGUGGUAUUUGUGGCGGUGGGGCAGGAGGUGGUGGUGGAGGGCCAGUCGUGCAGCACCCGCCCCAGCCUGAGCCCUGUGAGCCGCCCAUCCCUGAGGGCCUGGACCCUGAGGAGGUGAAGAAGUUUAAGAAGAAGCAAAAGAAGGAAAGACAGAGGCUCAAGAAGCAGCAGGAGCAGAUGGAGGAACAGCAGAAGGGCCAACUCCAGCAGCUUGAGCUACAGAAACAGCAGGAGUUCUUGAGGCAGCAGCAGGAGCAGAUCUUCCAGCAGCAGUUAGCCCUGCAGCGGCAGCAGGAGGAACUAUUGAAGCAGCAGCAGCAACAGCAACAACAGCAGCAGCAGAACAGCCAGGCUCAGGGCAAUUCCAAGAAGAACAAGAAAAAGGGCAAGGCGUUGGCGGCGGGCGUGGGCACGGCGAACACUGCCAGCACCCCCGCCACCACCACCAAGGCUAGCGGUGGGGGCAGCAAGGCUGGGAGCAGUGGCGGGCAGAACGGGCGCGUGUCUGCGGUGGUGUAUGACGGCGAUGACAUGGCCCAGUCCUUCAACCUGCCGCCGGGCGUCACCAUCAACAGGGUGGAGGGCCAGCCCGGCAUGGUGACCAUCUCCAACAACAUGGGCGGCGCCUUCUCCCAGCCCUUCCUGCCCAACCCCAACAUGUACCCCAGCCCCAUCAUGCACGGCUUCCCCACCCCCCAGGAGCCGCCCCUCCCCAAGACCUACGGCCGCCCCCACGCCCCCGGCCUCAGCUGGAACACCACCCUGGAUGGUGGUGGUGGCGGCGGCAGCGGCGGGUACCCCGACAAGGACAACGUCAUCGUGGUGGACACCAACAACAGCUUCCUGGGCACCAACUCGGCCGCCGCCACAGCCACCACCGCCACGGCCGCCGCCGCCGCCGCCAAGAGGGAGCUGUCUUCAGAGGAGAAAGUGAUGAUGGCGGUGAAGGGCCUGAUAGACCCCAGCACCCUCAACAUGACCCAGAAGAAGAAGUUCAAGAAGAAGAAGAAGGAGCUGCAGGAGGAGCGGGAGCGGGAGGAGCAGCGGCAGCGGGAGGAGGAUGACCUCAUGGACCAGAUGUACAACCUGGCCACUGGCAAGUGGCCUCAGCAGCAACAGCAGCAGCAGCAGCAGCAGCAGCAGCACCAUGACGCAGCACCACACAAUCAAACGCAAGCCAGCAAGACCCAAGCCAAGAAGAACACCAAGCAGAAGGAGAACCUCAAGCAGACGGCGGCGGUGAGCGGCCCCGGCAAGCAGCAGGCAACCAGCAAAACCAAGCAGCAGCAGAAGACACAAGACACCUCGCAGAAACAGAAGCAUCAGGACCUGGUGCGGCAGAACAGUAAAAACAGCAAACAGGGCAGCAAAGACACCAGCCUGCAGAACAUCACCAACCAGCCGGCCAAGGGCACGGCCACCGCCAGCAUAGGAGGGAAAGCCAAGCAGCAGCAGACACAUCAGCAGCAGCAGCAGCAGCAGCAGCAACACUCCCAGAAGGCAGCAGUGCAGCCAAGUCAACAAAAACAGCAGAACCAAGCCAAGCAGCAGCAGUCCUUGCAGCAGAAACAGCAGAAGGUAACUCAGCAGCAGCACCCUCAGACCAAGCAGAGUCAACAGCAGCAGCAGCAGCAGCAGCAGAAGCAACAAAAGCAACAGUCGCAGCAGAAGCAGAACAGCCAACACCAGCAACAACAACAGCAACAACAGCAACAGCAAAAACAACAGCAGAACACAUCACACAAACCUAACCAGGACCACCACCACCAGCACCACCACACAACCAACAAUCACCUCCACCAACACCAACAACAACAACAACAAACACACCCAACUCAACACCAACACCAGACAAAGCUUACUAACCAACAACAUCAGCAACAACAACAACAACAAAGACAAGGCCAGCAACAAAGGCAGCAACAGCCACACAACUCCAGGACGCACACCCAACAGAAACAGCCUUUGCCCAGCUUCCCCAGUGUGAGGGAGGGACAGGGGGCUCCAGCAGGGGGUGGCGGUGGGCAUAAGGGGAGUGGAGGAGCUGGCGGUGGUGCAGGAGUGCCCGGGAAGACAGCCUACGUGCCUCAGGACAUCGCACACGAGGCUCGCUACGCCCAGUACCUCGCGGCCAACGCCAACACUCUCGCUAAGAUGAGCUACACCACACACAAUGGGGCGCUGGUGGCCACGGAGAGGCUGCCGGAGCACUGCGGUGGCCCUCAGGAGGACGACAAGAGAACCUCCUCCUCGUCCUCCUCCUCCGGGAAGAAGAAGAAGGCCAAGAAGAACAAGAAGGGUAACCUGGAGGACCUGACCACCAUCGACAGCGUGUUCACUCCCAAGGAUGUGGCUGAGGGGGAGCUGGACGAGACGGAGCGCGACGUGGAGGCCUUCAAACGCUUCUGCUUCAAUAACGUGCCACUCAACUCCGGGGAGAAGCCCAAGGUCAACAUCAACAUCAAGGACAUCAUGAUCAAAAAACGGCCCUGCAACGGGAAGCCUGUCACUGGCUGAGGGCGGGGAGUGGCGGCGGCGGCGGCGGCACUUACAGUUUUAUAAUGACAGUCUUGUUUUCCUUCUUAUUUUCACUGUUCUCAACCGUUCUCGUCUCCAGUGAAGUGAUGCUAAAGACACUCGUUUAGACUUCAAGGGCGGAGCUGGAGCCUCGAACACGUUUUUUUAUACUUUUUUUUUCGUCUUCCUCAACUCAGGUGUUCGGCUCUAUGACACGUAUUGUUCCUGUACCUUAGGAAUCCAUUUUACUUUUAUACUUGCAUGCCUUAAUUUCACGUCACUUUUUUAUAUUUAAAGAACCUGACUGUUUUUAAACUAAUCGUGUGCUAGCUUAUCUUCCAUCUCGUAGGCAGUAAUUAAAAAGAGUUCCUCGGAGGAUUGACAGGAAAGGCGGAGAAGAACGUCUUGUAUCACCUCAGCUCAGACUAACUCAUGCACAUCAUCAUGCCUCGGAAACUAUUAUACGGCAGAUUUUUACGCCCUUCAUUCAUACCGAUGCGGGAGUUCCUGUAAACGCAUAAGCUGCUUUGUCUCUUGCUGUGUUGGAAGGUGGAACUGCUUGUGUAAGGCUGGGCACUGGUCACUCAUCAGCACUGUGCCUCGAUUCGUAAAGAUUGCAAGCGAUGAAAGAGUGUGAAAUAUUCUAAAGUAUAUGUGGAAAGCAAGGAAGAAAGAAAAGGUUAGCACUGUGGUUUGGGGUUGACUCUUGACAUAGGGAACAUCAACACCCUGAAAAGAACGCAAGUGGUGAAAGAACAUGACAGUCGGAAUAAAUAUGUACAGGAAUCAAGAAAGGAGAAAGCCUCAGCACUGUUAGGUUGUUGGUCCCUUGCCUUGAGGUGUGUGGGAAGACCAGGAAAAAAGAACGCAAGUAGAAGGGAUUGUAAUAGUGGAAAGUGCAUUAGAUAACAAGAAAAGGAGGAUUGAAAGAAAAAUAUGAACCUACUGAAUAAGUCAAAACAAAAAAGGCCACAAGAAGAAGGAAAUAAAUGUUAUGUUUGGAGAAAAAAAACAUAGUAGAAAGAAGGAUUGUCAUAGUGGAAAGUGCAUUAGAUAACGAGGAAAAGAGAAUUGAAAGAAAAAUACGAAUCUACUGAAUAAGUCAAAACAAAAAAAGGCCACAAGAAGAAGGAAAUAAAUGUUAUGUUAGGAAUAAAAAAA